Molecule: messenger RNA, 1308 nt
Organism: Spinacia oleracea (spinach)
Lineage: Eukaryota; Viridiplantae; Streptophyta; Magnoliopsida; Caryophyllales; Amaranthaceae
Exons: 10
Coding region: 171-1136 (321 amino acids)
Biological process (GO): proteolysis
Molecular function (GO): metalloendopeptidase activity; ATP-dependent peptidase activity; ATP binding
Source: RefSeq, a predicted model, not a curated record
AAUAUAACGAGAGUUCAUCAAGUGAGUGAGUAAAUGGGAAAAAAAAGAAGAAUAAAAUGAAAGUUGGUGAAAUUGAGUUAUAGCAGAUUAGCAGUUAGUAGUGGCGCGAAAACAGAACCUUAUCUGAGAAAUCUGAGGGUCUGGUGUUGAAGUGCAGUGUGAAAACAAGGAUGUCAGCAGUUGCAGUGGGUGGCGUUGCUGCAUUAGUUAGCAAGAAAUGGUUUUGUUGCACGAAACGCCUCACUAUCAUCAAAUCCUCUUCUUCUACUGCUAAUGCUCUUCCUUCUGUUGAUUUCAAUACUCUUCAAUCCGCUCUUGAUAAGAAAGACAGUGAUGGUGUGAAGGAUGCUCUUGAUCAGUUAAGCGAAGUUGGUUGGGCCAAAAGGUGGAGCUCUCAGCCGCGUAUCUCUCGUCGCUCAACCUCACUCAGGGAGCUGACAACUCUUGGGAUAAAGAAUGCUGAGAAUCUAGCUAUACCAAGCGUAAGAAAUGAUGCAGCUUUUUUGGCUACGGUGGUUGGCACAACAGGAUUCGUGGCAGUUCUCGCUGGCCAACUUCCAGGGGACUGGGGCUUCUUCGUGCCAUACCUGGUUGGAAGUAUCUCUUUAGUGGUGUUGGCCGUGGGUAGCGUUUCACCUGGACUUCUCCAGGCAGCCAUUGGUGGAUUCUCUGUGGUUUUUCCUGAUUAUCAAGAGCGCAUUUCUAGACAUGAAGCGGCUCAUUUUCUAGUUGCUUAUAUGCUUGGCUUGCCAAUUCUGAGCUAUUCCUUGGAUAUUGGAAAAGAACAUGUAAACCUUGUUAGUGACAAGUUGGAGAAGCUUAUUUACAGUGGGCAGCUUGAUUCCAAGGAACUUGACAGGUUGGCUGUUGUGUCAAUGGCUGGACUGGCUGCUGAGGGGCUAACAUACGACAAGGUUAUAGGUCAAUCUGCAGAUCUUUUCAGUCUACAGAGAUUUAUGAAUAGGAGUACACCGCAAAUCAGCAAAGACCAGCAACAGAACCUCACUAGAUGGGCUGUUUUGUUGGCAGCAUCCCUCUUGAAGAACAAUAAAGCCGCUCAUGAAGCUCUAAUGGCUCAAAUGUCUAACAAGGCAACUGUACUUGAUUGCAUCAAAGCUAUCGAAAUGGCUUCAUAAUUUCAAGAAACAAGACAGUCGUUACAUAGUUUUUCUUUCAUCUUUUUGGUGUAAAGAUUAUAAAUAACUCAGAGCCAUUUAUUUAUUAAGUAAACAAUGUCAAGUACAUAAAAACUAAGAUUGUAAUACUAUAAUGUUAAAGAGAAUCCAAGAACAUCUUUGGUAGCUGGAA